UUGGUUGCUGUUGUAACAGGUUGCAAUUGUGGUAUUGGAAAGCAAAUAGUGCGAGAGCUUAAUAUUCGAGGCGCUAAGCUCGGUUGUAAUCCAGAUCGUCUUAUUUUUAAAUGUUUGGAUUUGGCGAAGUUUGCGUCUAUUUGGCAAGUGGCAAGAGAAAUCGAACAAGUCGAAGAUCAUAUCGAUUUGCUCAUUAAUAAUGCAGGCAUAUUUCUUUAUCCAAAAUUUAAAUUAACUGAUGAUGGUCACGAAUUAGUAUGGCAGACGAAUUAUCUUGGUCAUUUUUUGCUUACCGAACUAUUAGUACCAUCAUUAAGUAAAGCACCUUCUGCUCGUAUUGUCAAUGUAUCUGCUCUCGCACACUAUUAUUCUGAUAAUCUGGAUUUACAUCUGGUCGACCGUCGUGAUGGUUGGGACUCUCGAAGCUCAUAUGCUCGAUCAAAGUUGGCUCUGGUGAUGUACUCCUUCGAACUCACUAAGCGUCUGCGUGCAUCUAAUCAGUCUAAUAUAUCAGUGAACUCAUGUCAUCCGGGUAUUUCAUAUACAAGAAUUAUACGGCAUACACCUUUGGCUCGAAAACCGCUCAACUUCAUUUUUGCACCUUUGAUGUACAUGAUUUAUUGUCGAUCAAAUAUCAGUUAUAGUAAUCUAAAAUCACGUGAUACUUUAUGCAGAUCUUAUUACAGGUGGUUCUUCCUAAAGACUCCUAAAGAUGGUGCACAAACUCCUUUAUACUUGGCACUGUCCAAACGUGUUGCUGGUGUUUCUGGAAAAUAUUUCGUCGAAUGUUCCCAAAAGGAACCAUUAACGAUGAAAGAUUGGGAUAAAAGGUGUGAGGAUUUAUACGAAUAUUCAAUUGAAGUUUGCGGGCUUCAGAAUUAUGUGAGAAUUUGA
Molecule: messenger RNA, 894 nt
Organism: Dracunculus medinensis (Guinea worm)
Lineage: Eukaryota; Metazoa; Nematoda; Chromadorea; Rhabditida; Dracunculidae
Source: the annotation of a GenBank genome assembly